AUGCCUCAACACAGGCCGCGCUCACACUCUUACACCGGCCCAAUCAACGGCAGUAAACCAAAUCCUGCAUUACAAGCUCAACCGCCACCAUUCCAUCCCAUCAAUUCGGUCAUUAGCGACGAACACCGCGCAGCGCAUAACCUGCGUGUUCUACAACGUCACGACCCGGCAAUUCGCGUGAUUCACGAUCAGAUUCCAUAUGCCGUCGUUAGAUUGAUGAAGCCUCGUGGAGCGGCAGAGACCGAGGAUGAAGAGUCGUAUUGGGAGCAUCAGUUGGAUGGACCAGAAGGACCACUAUUCUUCGUUGAAAGAGAGGCAGAGUCACCCGACGCACGACUAGGUUUCGCAAUCCUGAAUACCAAGGAUAUCUUUUCCUGGAUUCAAAUUCUACAUAGGGAGGACGAAAUCGAGUUUUCACCAGAGAUGGCGAUCAUCGUUCCCUCUGGUCGACAAGACGUAAUGUGGCCUGCAUUACUCAUGAAGGCAUCAGACGGGCUAUAUGCACCAUUCAUCAUUCGCCUGCUUGCUAGGUGUCAUCUUCUUCUCAAGUAUGGAUUGGAGUGGCCAGAUAGAUGGAAAGCUGGACAGGGAAGACUGCCUGAACAGCAUGUCCCCGACCCUCAAUCUGCUUCACAUGAACUCGCCAACAAACCACUACGAGAAAGUGAUCUGCUCACUAUGCUCAUGGUGGGCUCGAAGAUUACAGAGAUUGAGCGGGUAGCAGAGGAAAUUGUGCGCGUCGUGACAGCAGGAGGAACAUGGUGCCGCAAUGAGUAUGUCGCACCGGAGACUGGAUGGCCACCCGAAUGGGAGGAACCAAAGGGGACGACUGUGGACGUCUGGGGCCCUGUGACAGCGAACCAUAUACCAGAAGAGACAACUACUGCCCGCGCGACACUCACGUCUUCCAGUUCCAUGACCGACCCUACUUCGACUGCAACCUUGAAUCAAGUAACCCAAUCAGCAUCCACCUCAGACGCCAGUACCAUCAAAUCUAUAGCCACAACCGGGGUUGGUAAGAAGCCAGCACCAGCAACGAAUGGCAAGAAGAAGGCAGGCCACGGAGCAUCGCAAUCACAACCACAAGCGCAGCUUCUCCAGACCCCUCCCGCUACAGCCAAGGUCCUAAACAAUGACGUUCUCUCCACAUUGCUUCACAUGCCAAUUCAACCUCGGCCACAGUCCGCGGAACUAAAGACGCCAAUGCCGUCCGACUUUAACUCUCCCCUUCCAGAUUCUUCUUUCUCUUCUGUACCCUCUCGUCCUCAAACCGACGGGUCCUCGCCUUUACCUGACCAGGGUCGAAGGAGGGGUACCCAGAGAAAGGAAAGAGGACAACCUCAGCUACAGACUAAUUUGGAUCCUCAGGCAACCAAGGCGUCGAGCCGCCGUGCAAAAGCCAAGGCACGGUCGCAGAAGCGGAAAACCCCAGAUGAUCUGGCAGCGUCGUCUGCCGCCGAAUCAGAGAGCUCAAUGGUGGAAAGUGGUGACGAGCAAGAUAUCGACGCGCACCCGACUCCACGUCCUGGCGCCCUGCUUGGAUCUGGAUAUUCGCCGUCGCAUCCGACACCCAUCGCCAGGACGCCGUCAUUUGCCAUUGUAGACGAUCGAUUGUCGGAUGAUGAUGAGGAGGAUUCCAAGUUUUCGUUCAAGACCUCGGAACCUGCUGUGGCGAGUGCUAUCGCAGAGCCGGAGGUGUUGGCAAUGGCGAAGAAGCAGCCAAAUGGGAAAAAGGCGGAUAAAAAGGGAAAGAAGGGGAAAGUUCAAUUACCUGCUCAACCCACCCCGCCUCCCAGUGCCUCCAACCUUGCAACGCCUCCCCCUGGUAGUGGAAGUGGAUUCGUCAAGUACCACCAAAGGGGAUACAUUCCGCAGAACACAGACAAAAAGCCGGCAAUUGACCCGGAAAUCAUGCACGAUGUGCUCUUAGGCGCAAUAGAGAGAAAGGCUGGCGAUGCGUCUUCGACAGCCGGAGACUCUUCGUUUCCACUGGUCAAGUUCCCUGUGCUCGCGAGGAACGAUUGGGUGCGGGAGCUUUUGCAGCUCAUUCACUACGCCAGCAGCAAAAGCAUAGCCCAGCCGAGACCUAGUGCCAUUUCUGGUCUUGUGGAUGCUGCUGGUCAGACUGGUCCUGGUGGGCGGUAUACAUCUCUAAAUGCAUAUAGCGCGACCGUCUUGGAUGGAUGGUCUGCACUUGUAUCGUAUUGA
Molecule: messenger RNA, 2208 nt
Organism: Serendipita indica DSM 11827
Lineage: Eukaryota; Fungi; Basidiomycota; Agaricomycetes; Sebacinales; Serendipitaceae
Source: the annotation of a GenBank genome assembly